Sclerotinia borealis F-4128 is the source of this 1254-nucleotide messenger RNA. The record is from the annotation of a GenBank genome assembly. NCBI's taxonomy places the organism in Eukaryota, Fungi, Ascomycota, Leotiomycetes, Helotiales, Sclerotiniaceae.
AUGGAUUCCUUGUUCAAAGUCUACAACAAUGAUGAUUUGAACAAUCCACACACACUGCAAACAAUUACUAAUCGAAACCAGGAGGGCGAGUUCAGCCUGAUCCAUAUACCACUUCCUCUAUAUUUUUUGCUGUUGCAACCGAUCUUGAGAGUGCUGUUGCCAUAUAAGGAAGCAGAUCCAUCAGAUGAGAAUGAAGAUGAAGAAAGUCUUGUAUUUGACGAAGAACAUGGCUUUCUCAAUAUCAGUAUAACUCCAAUUGAGUGCUCUGUUGUCUGCCAUAAAUCCUGGGCUGAGACUGUCUUUCAACCGAUUAUCGACACAUUACCCAAAGAUGACAACAACAAAGUUCAGAUAUCAACUGAUAGCUACAUUGUUUUUUCGGUUGAUAGUACUGGCACUGAUGCAGGUCAAAGAGUCAUGGAUCUCACCUUACCUCUUGCCAUGGCUGGAGUCCCCAUAUUUUUUAUCACAACCUACUACACAGAUUUCAUUCUCGUCCCAUUCAAAGAUCGCCAUACAGUUGGCCAGACUCUCUUAUCCCGCGGCUUUGAAUUCUCCGAAGAAGAAUCCGCCUACGUCGUCCCCACCCCCACGUCUCAUUCCCGCGGCCCCAGUUCAAAUUCCAAUCCACCUUCCACGCCCCCUCCCUCCAAUAUCGCCGAGCUCCAAGCCCGCACUUUCAAACAUCUCAAACGUCGCAAUGUAAAGCCUUUCGUACAACCGGGUUUACGACUGAUCCAAUGUUCGGGUCGGGAUCGCGUUUUCGAAGAACGACGACCAAAUUCCAACGGUAAUGGCAAUGGUACGCAUCCCCCUUCUCCUCUAGACAAGAUCAACACCCGUCUCUAUAUGUCCAUCAUCUCGGCUCUAAUCCACCAACCUACCUUCCUCUCCCUCACCAUCUCUCUUGAAGAAGGCUCCUCCCUCCUCCUCGAUAAAACACUCCUUCCUCUCUUCGGCUCCUCGAUCCAAGGCGAUACCGAUGGUGAUUUAGUGCCGAUCUUCCUCGAUCUAGUCGAUCUACCACUUGAGAGCACGGGAAUUGUGUGUGGAGUGGCGGGAAAAUUGGUGAAUGAGAUGAGAUUAAAUGACAAGCCAGAGGAAGAGGGUGGUAAUAUUUUUGGAAAGGAGUUGUCAUAUCUGAGUACGGCGAGAGCGGGGGCAGUGGUCUUGAGUGGGGUGGGAAGUGAGAGGGCUUUGGAGAUGUUGGGAGAAUUAUUGGAUCAGGAGGGCGAGAGCGAUUUGCUACUUUGA